CCGGGCCAGGUGGCCCCAGGGCCAGGGUCUGUGCCAGCUGUGGGCGGUGGGUGUGGAAACGGCUGGGGGUGAGUCACGGGGGCCCGCCACGCCCCGCUUCUACUUAAGGUCCCAGCGGCCAUACCCACCACCAGCAGUGCCGCCCACCGUCCCAGCCAUGGCGGGAAGCUCUAAUGUGCCCCACAAGACGUCGCUGCCCGAGGGCAUCCGAGUGGGCACCGUGAUGAGGAUCCGUGGUGUCGUCCCGGAAAAGGCUGGCAGGUUCUAUGUGAACCUGCUGUGCGGCGAGGGGCCCAGUGGGGAGGCCGCCCUGCAUUUCAACCCGCGGCUGGACGAGUCCACGGUGGUCUUCAACAGCCUGGAGCAGGGCACCUGGGGCCGAGAGGAGCGCGGCUCGGGCCUUCCCUUCCAGCACGGGCAGCCCUUCGAGGUGCUCCUCAUCGCCACGGAAGACGGGUUCAAGGCGGUGGUCGGCGACUCGGAGUACCACCACUUCCGCUACCGGAUCCCGCCGGCGCGCGUGCGCCUCCUGGAGGUGGGCGGGGACCUGCAGCUGCAGUCGGUGAAGAUCUUCUGAGCCGCCCAGGGGGCGGGCGGGGCGGGUCCGGGGCGCGGGCGGAAAAUAAAAGUUUCAGCGCACGUGUGUGCGCCCCGUCUGUG
This is a messenger RNA of Hyaena hyaena (striped hyena), 660 nucleotides long. RefSeq names its product galectin-7-like. NCBI's taxonomy places the organism in Eukaryota, Metazoa, Chordata, Mammalia, Carnivora, Hyaenidae. Gene Ontology annotation, molecular function: carbohydrate binding. The transcript is spliced from 4 exons. The record is from RefSeq and is a predicted model, not a curated record. Bases 158 to 577 code for a protein of 139 amino acids.